This is a messenger RNA of Microsporum canis CBS 113480, 951 nucleotides long. Its product is annotated as hemolysin-III family protein. The record is from RefSeq and is a predicted model, not a curated record. Gene Ontology annotation, cellular component: membrane. Bases 1 to 951 code for a protein of 316 amino acids. Gene Ontology annotation, molecular function: signaling receptor activity. The transcript is spliced from 4 exons. NCBI's taxonomy places the organism in Eukaryota, Fungi, Ascomycota, Eurotiomycetes, Onygenales, Arthrodermataceae.
AUGGCUCUUUACCAACGUCUGUCACCCGUGCGAGGCGAGCGCGAGCUAGGCAAGGCUCUUGAGAGUACUCAUGGCCUUCUAACCAAACUACCCAGUAGCAAAUAUCAACUGUUGACAUCAAAUGAGGUGCCGUCGUGGUAUGCCCACAACUCUUUCCUUCGCACUGGCUACCGUCCGGUCAACGGGUCAGUCAGGCUCUGCAUUGACAGUUUACAAUACAUUCACAAUGAGACCGUCAAUAUCUACUCUCAUUUAGUGCCAGCCGGAAUCGCCGUGAUUGGCAACUUCCUUCUCCACCUAUACUUCCGCUCCUAUUAUAUAAAUGCGUCUGUCAUGGACCAGAUCGCAUUCCACGUAUACCUAUCCUCCUCGGUUCUUUGCUUUGGAAUAUCAUCCAUGUACCACACGUUGCUCUGCCAUUCAGAGGCCUACGUCGAUAUAUGGGGCCGAUUGGAUUAUGUGGCCAUUGUUCUGCAGACUCUCGGGUCGUUCAUUUCAGGAAUAUACUUUUCCUUUUACUGUGAGCCGGGCCUUCAGAAACUGUAUUGGACCAUGAUUAGCGUUCUAGGGUCCCUAACAGCCACUAUCGUGGUGAGCCCCCGGUUUCAAAGUCCAAAAUGGAGGAUACUGCGACUUUCAACCUUCGUUGCAACAGGGCUCUCUGCAUUUGCGCCAAUCAUACAUGCUGCUACCAUAUUUUCAUAUGCCCAAUUGACCCAGCAGCUUGGCGUGGGUUACUAUCUACUUGAAGGCCUGAUGCUCAUUACUGGAACGAUAUUUUAUGCGGCAUUUUCACCGUGUUUGACUAUGCCUAUGAGAACCUACAAUGUUCAGCUUGACGGAAACUUUGAGAUGGGUCCCUACAGAAGGCUGUUGAACGCAAAGGCUUGGUUACGACAUGUUUUGGUUCAGCUUCCAUUUAUUCCUGUUUCAAUUAUACCUACUUUAUAA